Molecule: messenger RNA, 483 nt
Organism: Prorocentrum cordatum
Lineage: Eukaryota; Dinophyceae; Prorocentrales; Prorocentraceae
Source: the annotation of a GenBank genome assembly
AUGCAGCCGGCGCAGAGGGGCGGGGAGCCAGGGGCGACCUCCUCGACCAGGGGCGUGCGCGCGGCGCCGCACAUGUGGCAGAACCGGGACGCGGCAGAAGGGGUAGUCGGCGCCGCAGCGGCACGCAUCGAGCGGGCCGUGGCCCUCGCGGCGGGCGGUGCCCACCAGGCCAGGAGGAUUGCGCCUCAGCAGGCCCUCCACGCGCUCGUCCAGGCCGGACACGAUCUGGAGGUUCACCUCCUUGUCCUUGAGGUUGGUCACGAAGUACUCGUCGAACCUCAGGGUGUGGACCGCCUCCUCGGCCGACUUGUGCAGCCACGCGUCGCAGAGGUACUCGCGGAGGCGAGCCUGGCCGUCGCUGCCGCCGAUAUGCCAUACACCUGGGCACGAAGAUCUUCGGGAGAGGCCUCCUCGAGCCCCUUUGCGGUGAUCCUGCGCAUCGACGUCCAGGCCUCUACGCUUGGCCAGAAGCGCCGGUUGUAG